AUGUUUGGCGGAAGUCUACACGGUUACAAUUUGACAAGCUUUUUUGGGGCGGGAGCGUCGGGAGCUCCCACAUCAUCGCAACCAGCCAGUGCUGCGAAUCCAACUCCGUCUGCACAACCCCCUCUUUGGGGAGCCAAUCCUUCACCUUUUGCUUCGACACCUGCCACCCAAGCGAGCGGAUUUGGUGGCUUUGGAGCGCCCGCUGCACAACCGGCUACUAGUACGCCGGGAUUAUUUGGUGGGGCAUCGGCCGCGCCGGCUUCCGCUCCAUCCUUCUUCUCGGCACCUACCACUCAAUCCACCGGGCUAGGCGCAUUUGGAACUUCCGCUACAACUCAGCCUGCCACGUCCACCUCGACAUUUUUCUCCGCUCCCCCGAGUCAAUCAAGUGGAGUCGCCGGUUUCGGGAUUUCUACGGCUGCCCAACCAGCCGCCCCCAGUUCUUCAACCUUAUUUUCUGUGCCCACUACUCAAUCUGGGGGGCUCGGCGGAUUCGGAACUUCCACACCUGCUCAGAACGCAGUCCCCGCCGCUUCUUCGAAUUUCUUCUCCACACCAACUACCCAAGCCGGUGGGUUAAGCGGGUUUGGAGGCACAACUGUUGCACAGCCCGCGUCUACAGUACCGAGUAUUGGUGCCGGUGCCUCUACGUCAACAGCUUCGUCCUUGUUCUCCAAACCUGCCGCUCAAACUGGUGGUUUAACUGGGUUUGGAUCUACAACACUACAACCAACUGCCAGUACCGCGCCAAGUAGUGCCGCGUCCGCAACAAUACCUGCCUCUACGUUAGGCGCAUCGUCCUUGUUUUCCAAACCUGCGACUCAAACCGGCCUGGGUGGCCUUGGGACCGUUGCUCCACAAAAACCAGCAGGUUUUGGAACACCUAUCCUUGGUUCUGGGGGAGCGACAGCAGCGCCUGGGUCAACUGCUGCGUCAUCAUCUUUAUUUCCAACAUCGACAGCGGCCACCGCGGCACCUCCAGCCUCCGUCACUCCUGCGCCAGCGUUGGGAGCUUCUUUGUGA
Spizellomyces punctatus DAOM BR117 is the source of this 1023-nucleotide messenger RNA. RefSeq lists its product as uncharacterized. Bases 1 to 1023 code for a protein of 340 amino acids. The record is from RefSeq and is a predicted model, not a curated record. The transcript has 3 exons. NCBI's taxonomy places the organism in Eukaryota, Fungi, Chytridiomycota, Chytridiomycetes, Spizellomycetales, Spizellomycetaceae.